Messenger RNA from Callorhinchus milii (elephant shark), 1063 nucleotides. It is a transcript of the gene setd9, whose product is annotated as SET domain containing 9. The transcript is spliced from 6 exons. Gene Ontology annotation, molecular function: protein binding. The record is from RefSeq and is a predicted model, not a curated record. The coding region runs from base 4 to 885 and encodes 293 amino acids. Lineage: Eukaryota; Metazoa; Chordata; Chondrichthyes; Chimaeriformes; Callorhinchidae.
GCGAUGCUGCAGCGGUUUCUCUCCAAGUGGAGAAGUUACAGACACCGGUUUGUGCCCUGGAUCGCCCUCAACCUGAACAAGAACCAGAGGACACUGCGCUCGGUGAUGGAUGAUUCAUUGGAUAAAGUUAUUUCUGACCAUGUGGUACAGACGUCCCUUAUCCAACUAUUCCACGCUUUGUUUGUGAGUGACUUGAGCAAUCAAACCGAGUUUCUUAACCUGCUGCCGGAAAACAUUCAAUCCAAAUACCAGAACGUCUUACCUCAGUCAAUUACAGAAACUGGAAACGGAAUAAAAGGAAACAGAGUGGAUUUUAAUUCUGGUGACGCAAUGUUUGAAACACUUGGAUUCAGUAUAAAUCGAGCAACGAGUUCACUUUCUCUGGCUGGCAGGGGGGUGUUUGUCACUGCAGGAACAGUGCCUAAAGGAGCAGUUGUUUCCAUGUAUCCCGGAAGUGUCUAUCAACAAUAUAAUCCAAUCCUUUUCCAAUCCAUAUGCAACCCAUUUAUUUUUCGAUGUAUAGAUGGUGUGUUGAUUGAUGGGAACGACAAGGGAAUUUCUAAAGUUAUUUAUAGAUCAUGCAGUAGGCGGGACAGGCUUGGCCCGUAUAAAACAAGUGAUGUGACUUGGCUCACAGAGUCCCCACUCAAUCCAUUGGCUGUGGGUCAGUACGUCAACAACUGUUCUAACGAGAAAGCAGCCAAUGUAUGUUAUCAGGAGUUUGAUGUGCCUGAGGCCUUUCCUAUAGAACUGCUUCAGUACAUCCCAAACGCCAACUAUGGUCAUGAUGUAGAGAGGCCGCUGAGAUGUGUGGUUCUUGUGGCACUCAGAGACAUUGAGAAUGGGGAAGAGCUAUUUUCUAAUUACUACACCAUCGUCCACUGAUAAACCUGGACAAACUCCUUGUUUCACCAUUGUGCCAACCGAUGUGAAGGUUCAUAUUUCAGAGAUUGACCUUUUACUCUCAAUUAUUCCACCACAAUACAACCUUCUAGGUGGUGCGCUGUACAGACAUUUAUAGGCCUGGUGUUAUCUUGAAAAUAAAUACAAUCCUUUUAGAGCA